AUGGGUCGGCCGAAAAGUCGACGUGCACUCAGUGCGAGUCGAUUUCAGGAAGGCUCAAUGAAUGAUAGGACUUCUGCUGCGCCCCCAGUGCACUUUCUGGGCCCUGAAGAGCGCGCUGCUCUGGAGCGACCUGCUCUGACAAGCAUCAAAUCCAAUAAUUCGCGACCGAUGAGCGACGACUUCUCCGACAAGCAGGUCAAGCGAGGAAGACUUCUGGGUCAAGUUUGGGAUGAGGUGAGAGGCAGACUGGGAUUUAAGAGGGAUAAUGAAGAAGAGAGAGGGGCAAGGAAGAGGUCGAGGAGCCGUAAGCGAGAUCAGUCUGAACAACGAGGCAGACAAAGGGAGAGGGAGAAUGGUUCUAGAGAUGGGCCUGCGGAGCUCAAGACCGUGGAAGAGACUCCAAGGGAGGAUAUGCCCAGCCGAGAAGAGAUAUUGGCCAACUAUCACAAUUUGAUGGCUUCAGGUUUCUUCUCGUCGCAUGCUAUUCAGUCUACUAGACAACCACCUCCCGGUUCUGUUCAGACCUCACACCACCUAUCUGCCCCGCCUCAUGCGACAUCUCUUAGAGACGCCUUAUCUCGAGCCACCACGCCUCAAGAUGGUAUUCCCCAUGCCCCAAACUACGAUGCACCUUCACCACCCAAGUCGCCUACCAAGAUCAAGCACUUGCAGAAGCACCACUUACGUCCCGAUGGCCCAGGAGCUGCUACUUAUGAAGAGCUCGUUGCAUCGGGGUUCUUCACACCCCCAAUCUCUGACAGUGCUCCACCACCAACUCCCAUUGGAGCUGCCCCAGCUCCAACUGUUUAUACAGGCCGUAUGUCGCGAGACUAUCUGCAGCCGCCUCGACAGACCAGAGGAUCUCGAGCAGCAACGCCUUCGGCUUGUCGUGCGCCUUCUCCUAUUCGAUCACCUGCCAGUGCCUCCUCCCGAGGAACAAAGCGCGCAGCAGCCGACUCAAACUCUGAGGAUGAAGAGGAGAAUGCAUCUCGUGACCCUCCAACCCCAAAGAAGAAGCUACGUAAGUCUGCUUCUCGAGAUAUCACCCUACCGAAACUGCGAAAUGUCGCUUCUCGCCGCAACAUGCUCUCAUCACGACGUAGUGUGUCGGGGCCUCAUGGAGCUAGCAAGGAGCAUAACACACUCGCUCGCCGUGUCCUAGGCCGUCUUCCUGGAGGCGGUGGUCGAGGCUCCUUAGACAUCGACCGCCGACCUGGUUCUGCUUCUAGAAGGAGCAUCGAUGAGUCUAGACAGCCACUGCAAGAGGUCCAAUAUACGCGAAUCCUACGUUCGCGAAAGAGCGCUGCGGAAGGACUCAGUGUCGUACCAAAUGCUAACAGGGGCAUCCCAAAGGUUCCUAACAUUCCUGAAAAGUUUGCCGCCUACGAUGAAGACGCUGAGAACACGGCUCCAGCAAUUCGCUCUCGUUAUUAGUCUGAUGUUGGCGUCUUGAUUUUUUCACUAUAUUGUUAACAUACAACAGCACGCGAGACACUUAUGGACAGCGGAUAAUGGCGGUGGUGAGAUGGAAGCAUUAGCUCAGAAGCUCUGCAGCGGCGGAUCGAACGACUCUUGACGCGGCCACGACCUUGUUUUUGUUUCUGGGACUUUUACGAACGAAUUACUCUUUGUAUAUUCACGUGGGAGAUAUCCAUGAUGACAUGCGACAUGAUUGAUUUUUCUGAUGUCUCCUCAUCCGUUGGAUAGAGGCUUCCUGCACUUGGGGUAUCGGUUGGGAAGGGGGUAUAGGUUUUGAUCUUGGGAGGGAAUGGGAACAGUGGUGGAACACGGUCCUUGUCUGAUAAGUAGCCUGUGCUCUUGGGAUCAAGGCCGACGGAAGGGUAACGGCGUUGGGGGUCAUAUGUAUUAAUUAACGAUUCU
Messenger RNA from Fusarium verticillioides 7600, 1881 nucleotides. RefSeq lists its product as hypothetical. Bases 1 to 1434 code for a protein of 477 amino acids. The transcript has a single exon. The record is from RefSeq and is a predicted model, not a curated record. Lineage: Eukaryota; Fungi; Ascomycota; Sordariomycetes; Hypocreales; Nectriaceae.